Molecule: messenger RNA, 2651 nt
Organism: Schistosoma turkestanicum
Lineage: Eukaryota; Metazoa; Platyhelminthes; Trematoda; Strigeidida; Schistosomatidae
Source: the annotation of a GenBank genome assembly
AAUUAACCGUGUGAAAUACUCGUGUUGCUACUUAAGUUCAUGUAAUGGCUUUCAGAAGCAACCUAACAUGUGCUGUGCAAAAGUAUCUAAAUAUGUACUCAUCAAGAUUACCUGGACAGUUUUAUAACGAUAAUAAGUCAGACAGAAGUAGGCAAACAAUCAGCGACAAAUCAGAAGUAUCAGAAGACAUUUGUGAAGUCGCAUUCCCUGUCUUGAUUACAGAAUAUGGAAGACAUUCGGGUAUUAUUAUAUCAGUGAUUAUUAAUCAACCUUCUAAACAAAACGCCAUUUUCAUUUUUACUCAAUCACAAAAUUCAGAUUUAAAUCAAACAGGUUUGAUACUACUUGAUAUAAUCCUGGUGAAUAAUGAAUUCAGUUUUGAAGUAGAUGAACCUGAUCAUAUUUAUAUCACUGGUAGACGAUGGUUAUUAGAUAAAAAUCAAAAUAAUUUAUUAAUACAAGAAAAUUUUAAUCAAAUGAAUAACAAUAGACAAAAUACUUCACUUAAAACUAUUACUACAAAUAAAAUGAAUACUAUUGACAAGAAUUCUAAUUCAUCUAAAAGUUUGAACAAUGUAGUUCCAAUGAAAGCAGAAAAUAUGAAAUCUCAAUAUCAUCUAAAUCAAUCUUAUGCAUCAUCAUCAUUACAAUUUGCAAGUUUAUUGUUGGAAUUUUACAAUAUUGACGAUGCAUUACAAUUUCGCAAAUUGAUUAUUCAAUGCUAUGCAAAACGUACAAAAUUUCUAUCUGUACCAGAAUUAAACACUACAACAACAACAACAACAACAACAACAACAACUAUGUUAAAUGAUCAAAUUAAAUUUUAUUUAAAUGAUGAUGAUGCAAUUCUAUCGAUCAAUAAUUCAAAAGAACAACCAUUUCACUGGUUAAUUAAAUAUCAAAACAAAGAUUCAUUCGAAUUGGCUCCGAAAUUAGACGAUCCUAAUAGUUUGGACGUUUCUGAUUCCAGUAGUAUCGAUGAGAAUAACUAUGAUUAUUUAAAACCAACAUCUGUUUGUGGUAAAACAAAUAGUUGUCCAAGUUUAGACAAUUCUAAAUUAUCUGUUCAAAGUAAAUAUAUCAAAUCAAAAGGACAGGUGAUGAAACGCUUGGUUAAAAUGCGUCGUUCUCAAUCGUCAAUAUCCUCAUCGUCAGUGAAACCAGAGCUAAAGCCUCCAUUACCAAUGAAGAAGAAAUUUUUGUCUGUAUCACAAAACAACUUGAAUAUCUCUUUGACAGAUAGUAAAGUGGAAACAAAUUUGACUACACCAUCUAGUUUAUCCAAUCUUCGUUUCAUAACUGAUUCAAGGAAUAAAUAUAGACAUAUGGAACCAUGGAAUAACAUUUUAAAAUAUUCAAUCACUGAUUAUCUUAAACAAAAAAAAAUUAAUAUUUUCAUUGGAACAUGGAAUGUAAAUGGUCGUAAUGGUAGUAAUUUAAAUUUAGAUAAUUGGCUUAUGCCUCCUGAAGGUCAACCACCAGCUGAUUUAUAUGUUCUUGGAUUACAAGAAUUGCAUAUAAAUCUUAAAGUAAUUACUCCCAAUAAGAUUGGUUCAUCUGAACCAGGAGAUUUAUGGAUUCAACAGCUAGAAGAAGCAUUGGGCGGGUUAUUGAAACCACCACCUAUUUCUAAAUACAAUCAUGUUAAUCAGAAUAAAAAUGAAGAAUCAGUAAAUAAUAAUUUUGCAUCUCAUUGGUUUCAGUACACUGGUGGAGGAUAUAUUCGUAUAAGACGUGUUCGUCUAGCUGGUAUCAUGAUGAUAGUGUAUAUUUCAGCUAGAUUAUCUGUUCAUUUACGUCAAAAUGAAAUUUCACAACAUGUUGUUCCAACCGGUGUUUUAAAUAUGUUAGGUAAUAAAGGUGGUGUCAGUCUUCGUCUAACCAUAUUUAAUACAUCAUUAUGUUUUGUAAAUUGUCAUUUAGCUGCUGGUGAAGAGAAACUUAAUCGUCGUAAUCAAGAUUUCAAAGAGAUUGUACGUAAAAUGUUUUUAAUGUUCCCUAUAAAUCCAAAAAGGAGUAUUCCAUUUACUGUGACAAAAUCUUAUUAUUCAAUACAUGAUGUAAUUUUUGUAUUUGGCGAUUUGAAUUAUCGAAUUACUGGUUUGGAUUCCGAUGAUGUCAGGAGAUUAAUUCAACAAAAGAAUUAUAAUAGUUUACUUAGAAAUGAUGAGUUAUCCAAAGAAUUGAACAGUCGAAAAAUUUUUCAAGGUUUUCGAGAACAUAAAAUUACUUUUGCACCUACAUAUAAAUUUGAUAAUAAUAGUCAAACAUACGAUUCAAGUGAAAAAUAUCGUAUUCCUGCUUAUUGUGAUCGUAUUAUAUGGUAUGGUCGUGGUUGUGCACCAAUUGUCUAUAGAUCACAUCCAAAUUAUGUAUGCAGUGAUCAUAAACCUAUAUCAGGUUAUUUUGAAGUGGAAGUAUAUUAGUGCGUAAUUCAAGUGGCAUAUAAUAAAAUGACUGGACUAUAUUAUCAUGAUCUCAAUCAAAGACUGACGCAACUAUUAUCGAUUUUAGGUUGUGUUAACCUUGUACAAUUGAUUAGAUUUUUUUUUCUUUGGAAGAGAAAAAUUUGUAUAAAAGCAACUAUUUUUGAAUAGUAUGCUCAUUUUUAAUAGAUGAUAAUAAUUUGAUCAUAUGUAAUUAUAAAAGUG